Phytomonas sp. Hart1 is the source of this 307-nucleotide messenger RNA. Lineage: Eukaryota; Euglenozoa; Kinetoplastea; Trypanosomatida; Trypanosomatidae. The record is from the annotation of a GenBank genome assembly.
AUGCCUACGAAAAGGUCAUGGAGGGCCGCACUCGCGACGGUCGUGGCCGUGGCCGUGGUCGGGGUGAGGGGCGUGGCCGUGGUGAGGGACGUGGACGCGGUGAGGGCCGUGGUCGCGGGCGUGGUCGGGGCCGAGGGUUUGGCAGCGAACGCGCCAACUACCGCGCCACCGAGGACGAAAACAUCGAGACCGCUGCCCCUGUCGUCGAGUAAGAGGGAAUGACCACGUAAUAGUACGAUGGACAACACGCAUUGACUAUUGUUAUUUUUCUUUCGCUUCUCUAAGUGCCUACAAUUAUUAAAAAAAA